This is a messenger RNA of Monopterus albus (swamp eel), 3430 nucleotides long. It is a transcript of the gene matk, whose product is annotated as megakaryocyte-associated tyrosine kinase. The coding region runs from base 285 to 1664 and encodes 459 amino acids. The record is from RefSeq and is a predicted model, not a curated record. Gene Ontology annotation, molecular function: ATP binding; protein tyrosine kinase activity; protein binding. Lineage: Eukaryota; Metazoa; Chordata; Actinopteri; Synbranchiformes; Synbranchidae. The transcript is spliced from 12 exons. Gene Ontology annotation, biological process: protein phosphorylation.
CAGGAGAAACAGUCGUGCGGGUCUUGCGUGGGCUCUUAAAUGUGAAGUACAUUUUCCUGAAUAUUGAGGAAGUGCAUUGACAGACGGAUUUCAGUGCUCAUGACACAGCUGCAUCCUGAAUCUACACGACCAGCUCCUGCUUUAGUUAUUUGACGGAAACCGUCACCGCUGAACGAGGUGAAGAGGAAUCCUAGUUGCUGAGGAUUUGAACCCACCGUGGUGCAGUUUACCGAUCCAGCUGUGCUCAGGAGAAAAGACAGCAUCUGUCCACAGAGACGCAGCAGAUGGCCUGGGCUGCCGGUACACAGUGUGUAGCCAAGGGGGACCACAAGAAACCCAAACCUGGAGAGCUAGCGUACUGCAAGGGAGACAUUCUCACUAUUGUUGACACAAGCACGAGGAAAGGAUAUUACAAGGCCAGACACAACACCACGGGAGAGGAAGGACUCAUAACCUCAACCAGUGUUCGUGAACGAGAGGCUCUACGAAUUGACCCCAGCCUCAGCCUUAUGCCUUGGUUUCAUGGAAAGAUCUCUGGUCCAGAGGCGGUGUGUAAGCUGCAGCCAGCCGAGGACGGCCUGUUCCUGGUACGAGAGUCCAUCCGCCAUCCUGGUGACUAUGUGCUGUGUGUUAGUGUCUCCGGAGAGGUCAUCCACUACCGGGUGAUUUAUCAAGACAACAAGCUGACCAUUGACAACAUGCAGUAUUUCUACAACCUCAUUGACAUGAUAGAGUUCUACUCAAAGAAUAAAGGCUCUAUUGCUACAACUCUUCUGAAGCCCAAACAAAAACAAGGAACCAAGUCAGCUGAGUUGGAGCUGUCUAAAGCUGGAUGGCUGCUAGACAUUACGAAACUCAAACUGGGAGAGAGUAUUGGGGAGGGGGAGUUUGGUGCUGUUUAUGAGGGAGAGUAUAUGGGCCAGAGGGUGGCAGUAAAAACCAUUAAAUGUGAUGUCACAGCUCAGGCGUUCCUGCAGGAGACCACCGUUAUGACGAAGCUUCAGCAUAAAAACCUGGUGCGGUUGUUGGGUGUCAUUCUUCACAAAGGGCUUCAUAUUGUCACAGAGCUCAUGAGUAAGGGAAACCUUGUCAACUUUCUCAGGACACGGGGACGUUCAGUUGUAAACUCGGUUCAGCUGCUUCGCUUUGCACUCGAUGUGUGUGAGGGGAUGGAGUACCUCGAGUCAAAGAAGCUAGUUCACAGAGAUCUGGCAGCUCGUAACAUCCUGGUCUCUGAUGACAGCGUGGCCAAGGUCAGCGACUUUGGCUUGACCAAAGUGGACUUGAAGGUGUCUGACAAUGCCAAACUGCCGGUUAAAUGGACCGCCCCCGAAGCUCUGAAGAAGGAGAAAUUCUCUACAAAGUCAGAUGUAUGGAGUUACGGUGUUCUUCUGUGGGAGAUCUUCUCUUAUGGUCGUCAGCCUUACCCUAAGAUGUCUCUGACUGAGAUGAAGGAGAGAGUGGAGGGGGGUUAUCGCAUGGAGGCUCCAGAGGAGUGUCCUCCUGGUGUUUACGCCCUCAUGAGGAUUUGCUGGGAGCAGGAACCACGCAGAAGACCAGCUUUCCACAAACUGAGGGAGAAACUUGAACAGGAGAUGAGUAAACACAGUCCGGGUCAGGAGUCUGUGCAUCGCAGUGGGAUCAGGUCUGGUUCUGGAUGCUGAUCUUGGUUGUGAAUCUUGAACUCACAUUGGAGUGUUUGUCUCCUGGACAGCUAGUCCACGCAUUGGUACGCCCUCCUGUGUUGGUGUGCAUCAUGCUAGAUGAACCAACUGUGUUAAGGUUUUCAUACACUUAACAGUUCCAAGUGGACCAUAGCAGAUAGAACCAGACUGUAUUUAUGUAAUAUCUGGACAUCAUGUAAUGCCAGUGGUCUACUGGCUGGCUUGUCCAGAUUGACAUUGUGUCUCUACUGCAUGGAUUGCCAGGAAAUUUUGAAAAGACAUUCAUUAUCCCCAGAGGAAGAAACUUAAAAGAGAUUUAUUCUUCUGUGCCAUAAAUUUCCAUUGUUGUCCAAGAUUAUUAAAAAGCAAAUCACUGAGUCACAUUGCUUCAAUUGUUGACACAGUCCUUCAUUACUAAAUAUGGGUGUGUGGAAAAAAGACAACAAAUACACCGUUUACUCCUGCUUCAGUCAUGUUUGCUAAAAACCGCAGUACCCAGCUGUUUCGGGACAGUUUUUUAGCCUUUGAUAAAAAUGUAAGUGUAUAUGUAUUAGUGAUUGAAAUACUGCACAUUGAACUUGAAUCUCUUCACUGACAUGUUGUAUGUUUGAAUGUCAUUUGGGGUUUAAGUUCUGUUUACUGAUAUUUGAAUAUGUUAUUGUAUCUUCAAAAAUCGAAUGUUUCACAUGAAGAGUAAAUACAGGUUAUUUGUAUUUAAUGUAAGGGAAAGAUGUUGGAAAAAAGAUGAAAAACAUGUAGGAAAGAGGAUGAAACAGGAGAGAUGGAACAUUUUUUUACUUGGAUUUAGUCGGAGAUCACCCAAAUCUGCUUGUAUCCCAGCAAUAUGCCAGUGAUUCAGGGCUUAGAAUGAGAAAUAUUUUGUUAUUGCUGGCAUAUAACAAGAAAAGAAAUUUAUUUUCAUGUUUCACACAACAGCCAAUAUUUUGCUUGUGUGCAGAGAAUACUGAGAGGUUAGUUGCAGAUCUGCUACAGACACUCUUUAGGCCUUUAGUUACUUCUCCUAAAGUACAGUAGCUUUUUGACCUUUAUGAAGGCCAGAAGUCAAAGAUGGUCUUUGGCAUUUAUUUUAUUCUGUUACUUUUUAAAUCAAACCAGUCGACCAAAACCAAGCCUAAUAGUGUUUUUGCCACAUUGUUCGUCACACUCCACUGGUCAGCAUAAUGGGGUUUGUUUCACAGGACUAAAUCUAUGGGAAUAUGACAUAUACUGUAUUAGAUUUUAAAAUUAUAGGAGUGACUAUGUGUUAUCCACCAUCCUCUUGGGCUUUGUGGAGGUACAGCAUGUUUUCUGCUUUCCUUGUUUCAUCCUUUCCUUUUGGGGAAAACGGUUCUGGAAUACUGAUGUUUUUUUGUUUGUUAGUUUUUUUACAUAUACAAUUUAUUCUAUUUAUUACAGUAAUCAUUUAACAAUUUGUGACUAUCAGCUGCUUUUUAAUAGAGGUGAUCUUUCUGAUAAUACUAAGACACAUAAAGCUCACCACAAAAUGAAGCCCUACUUUUUGGAUUGUUGACACAUCACAAGAUCAAAUUAAAAAUGUCAUUAGAUUUUAGUCUAUAUAAGCCUGGUAUUUGUCUCCAUCCCAAACUGGGGACUGAUCCUCCCUCUCUUGUUAUCAUACAAUGGGAGUGAGGGUCUUCCAUGAUUUGUUCAGACUGCUCUGUGUUUUCCUGAAUGGGGUGAGCACCGAUUUUCUGCACUAGGGUUUAUAAAGGAACCAAAUGCAAAAUAUGUAUAAUAAAAGAUUA